UAAUGAUGAAAGAUCCUUGUCUGGAUUAUCUAAUAACAACGGUUUUUAUUAAAAUACUUUUACAGAAUACGUCUUUCUUAAGGAUUUUUGCCCUCGGGGUGAGUUUCUGAAUGAUACGGUCGAAUUUGUGCUGCGGUCGCGCUUUUUGUCUUUAAGAGAACAUGAAUGUGAUGUUACAAAACAGCUUCGUUCAGAACAAACCAGUAGAAUCUGUUCAUGUUUACAAAUGUCACAGCACGGCUCUGAGAGUGAAAUCUGGGAUUAUAAGCCUCUUAAGAAAACCAAAAAACGAAGCUGCAAAUCACAGACAAGAAGAGAAUAUGGGACAAAGAGGAGAAAAGAUAGCAAUCCUGGGACAUCAGUGCAAAAAACAGAAGUCAACAGUGCUGAAACACACACUGGUUUAGACCAGAAUGGCAAUAAUGCUCCUGUUAACACGGUGAACUCAGGAUCCCUGGACGUGAAUCAUGUGACACUUUCUCAGGAGGAUGUCCAGGAAAAAGACCCUCAGUCAGGAGGCUUCUGUCCUGUCUGCCAAAUGCCAUUUUCCCUCUUGGUGGUUCAGUCUCAACAAUGGCACGUUGCAGAAUGCUUAGAUAACCCCAGUGACAACUGUAAAGAAUGUCCAGAUGGUCUUCAUUGUACGUCCUUCAUUCCCAAUCACUACAAGAGAUACAGCCACUCUCUACUCGCUGAGAGUCGAGCGCUAAAUGACUGCACAACCCAAGCCAUCUCAGACUUCAGCUUGAAGUCCGUUAAUAAUGUUGCACCAGCAUCUGGUACAGAGAGCUCAGUGGACAGCACUGUGAAUGUAUCUGCUUCAUCCAGCCAAAGUUCAUCUCCUGGUGAUGGACCAAAGGGAACUCCCACCCAGAGUAACGCUCUGCUGCUUUUGCGCUCCCCUAAUACUGAAGAUAUCAAGAAAAAGAAAGGUUGGUCUCCCUCCGUCAGAAGCUCUCAAUCCCAGAAUUCCUCACAGGAAUCUAGAAUGAAGAAUUCAACUCCAGUUAAAGCACAUUGUUUUGACAAUGCUGUUCAAACACAGACUAAUGAAGUUAAAGCCGAGCUCUUUGCAUGUAAUGAUGAUGAUUAUAUCUCCUACUCCCCACUCUCUGAACUUCCAAAUUUGGAUCAGGAGCACAGAACUCAAAAAACUAAUAUGGAGACUCCCAGUACUGCACUGCAGGAAAAUGAAAAUGAGGUUGAUGAUGAUGAUUCUCUUAAACUGUUCAGCGAUGAAGAUGAUGAUCUGUUGUAUAAUAUGCUGGACCAAUAUGAGACAGGGAGCAUGGAACAUGGACCACACAAAAACUCAUUAGACACCUGUGAGAAACUGCACACAUCGUUAGCACCCAAUGAUCACCUGACUACUUCCAGCUCCACAGGUGUUUCUGAUGGAACAUUUCGGCAUGGACCUCGAUCAAUAGGAAAAGAAUCCGCAACAAAUCCAAACUCCCAGCAGUCGCCUCAAAGUGUGGUAUUAGAGUGUCUUCGGGAGCGCAUAUCUAAUCCUGUACAUACCAACAGUUUCAUAAACCAAGAGUUGUCUUCCACCCAAACAACCCCAACUCAGAAAACACCGUCUAUGGCUCCUAGGAGAACUCAGACUAAGGCAGGUCCCUCUGGAUUAAAGCAAACUGACAUUGGGGUGUUUUUUGGCUUGAAGCCAUUGAAAGAAAAAAAGGCUGAGGAGGAAGUGAAGGCAACGGUCAGAGAGACCGAUCAGCAAGGGUCUAGGAGAGCAAGGAUUUCAGAAGCUCAGGGGGAAGACGCUAAGCUCCAGGGUAGAAGGCGUAGGAAGAGCAAAGCUCCAUCUGAAGUGUCCAGUGUCUCGCCUGCUGCAGAAGAUGGUACGACUCGGCCCACGCAAACACAAGGAAAGCGAGGAGUGGGGGCAGAGAGGCAGAAAAGAUGGAACAGAGGAAGAGCAACAGAUGGAGGUCCCCAGGAACCCAAGCGGUGUCCAUUCUACAAGAAAAUUCCUGGAACUGGUUUUGCUGUGGAUGCUUUUCAGUAUGGGGUUGUUGAAGGUGUCACAGCUUACUUUCUCACUCACUUCCACUCGGACCACUACGGUGGCUUGAAAAAAGACUCGGUUUUACCCAUCUACUGUAACAAAAUAACUGGAAACCUGGUGAAGAGCAAGCUGAAGGUGGGUGAGCAGUAUGUUCAUGUUCUCCCAAUGAACACCGAGUGUGUGGUGCAAGGAGUGAAGGUCACUCUCCUGGAUGCUAAUCACUGUCCCGGGGCAGCCAUGUUGCUAUUUGUUCUGCCAGAUGGCCAGACGGUACUCCACACAGGUGACUUCCGGGCUGAUCCGUCCAUGGAGCGCUACCCAGAGCUGCAGGGUCUCAGGAUACAGACCCUCUAUCUGGACACCACGUACUGCAGUCCUGAGUAUACGUUUCCCACUCAACAGGAAGUCAUCACCUUUGCCGUAAACACUGCUUUCGAACAGGUCACACUGAACCCUCGUACACUUGUGGUUUGUGGCACCUACGCAGUUGGGAAAGAGAAGGUUUUUCUAGCUGUAUCAGAAGUGUUGGGCUCUAAGGUGUGUUUGUCCAAGGAUAAGUAUAACGCCAUGUGCUGUCUGGAUUCAGAGGAGAUUGGCCAACGCAUCACUACAGACUGGCGGGCGGCCCAGGUGCAUGUACUUCCCAUGAUGCAGCUCAAUUUCAAAAACCUGCGGACACACUUGAAUAAGUUCUCCAGGCAGUAUGACCAGCUAGUGGCGUUCAAGCCCACAGGGUGGACCUUCAACCAAACUGUAAGGGUGGAAGACAUCCAGCCUCAGACUCAAGAGAACAUCAGUAUCUAUGGCAGAGGUAUUCCCUACAGUGAGCACAGCAGUUUUCUUGAGCUGAAGCGUUUUGUGCAGUGGCUGCAGCCGAAAAAGAUCCUUCCCACGGUGAAUGUGGGCAGCUGGAGGAGCAGGAAAGCCAUGGAGGGCUUCUUCCGUGAGUGGCAGACUGAACCCAAAAACCUCAGCUCAACAUCAUGUGCCCUGAGAAACUCAAGGCAAUAAAGUAAAAUGACAUCCACAAUCCAACCUUUGGCCAAACAGACAAACGGUGCCUUUAUUGAUCGGACCAGUAUUACUCAGUGGACCAUUUCAAAUGAAGAGCGAUUUGGACUGACUCUCACGUUUGGAAAAGAAAUUGGUCAUUCUUCCAGCCUGCUUUUUUAACUGCUGUUUUUUGAUUGUUAAUAAUAUUGCCUUUUAGGAAUGGCUCCCAUUGCUGGUGGCUAAUGCAAGAAUGGACCACAUAUGCCCUCUUAUUUUAGUAUUUUAUAUAUUGAAGUGUUUUUAAAGGAAAUAAAUUCUAUCGACUUUAAA
Carassius gibelio (silver crucian carp) is the source of this 3340-nucleotide messenger RNA. RefSeq names its product DNA cross-link repair 1A (PSO2 homolog, S. cerevisiae) (gene dclre1a). Gene Ontology annotation, molecular function: 5'-3' DNA exonuclease activity; damaged DNA binding. The coding region runs from base 227 to 3028 and encodes 933 amino acids. The transcript is spliced from 9 exons. Lineage: Eukaryota; Metazoa; Chordata; Actinopteri; Cypriniformes; Cyprinidae. Gene Ontology annotation, biological process: interstrand cross-link repair; double-strand break repair via nonhomologous end joining; protection from non-homologous end joining at telomere. The record is from RefSeq and is a predicted model, not a curated record.